CAGUAAACAGCAGAACAGUGGGCCCAUCACAGGAGCAGCAGGGAUGCCCGAGGAGAUCCGCAGCCCACAGGACAGCCUUUGGUGCUGGGACACCACAUGUACAUAGUAGAAUUAUACUCCAGUCCCUGGUCCCGGCCGUCUUAUGAUUCACGCCCCUUCCUGUCUUUCCGCCCCCUCUUUAGUAGUUGCUGGAAUUUCUGGAUAGAUGAUCAUGAAGGAAAAGGAACGGAAACAAAUCCCUAAGAGAAAGUUUCCUGCCCGGACUGUUCUCUUCUCUCUGUCGCCCGUUCGCAGCUACUUUCAUGUGACAUUUAAUUAAGGAGGAAUUUUUGGAACCUGCUCAGGAAUUCUUGUCUGGAGAAACAAUCUACUCCCCCAAAUGGACCAUUGUGCCAGUUGGCAUGGUGUCAUUGUCACCUUGUUCCUGAUUCUCAAGCUUGAACUGUGGCUUUGUCAAGAAGUUGAAGUGUUUUCCCCACCAUUGAACCUGGAAAUCCACAAUGAUUCAUUGCACCAGCGUUUACUGGUGGAAUGGAAUGUCAGCAACAAAGCUUUUGAGCCUGACACGGAAAUAGUGUUUGACAUCCAGGUGGCCAGGUCUGAAAAUAUGAAUAUUAUUGCAAAUGAAAUUUUCCUUCCAGAUAUUCACAUAGGUCAUGUGACUUCCAUCAGAUGGACUUGGGAUUCUCAGCUUCCUUUGGAAUGUGACUCUCAUUCUGUGCGGAUUCGGAGCAAAGUUGUGGGAAAGGUUUUCACAGUGGAAAGAAACUGGAGCACAUGGAGUCCAUGGAAAACCCAUCAAGGACAGAAUAAAGAGAGAACCCGCACAGGCAUCUACCCCUAUCAGCGAGUGGUUCCGGAAGGAUCUAAUGUCACUUUUUGCUGCUUGCCUGGACGGGGUCAGGUGGUACAAAAAAUGAGAUACGGUUCUGAGCAGAUGACACAAGACUUUGACACGGGAACAGACAGUUUUGUUACCUCCGUAAAAAAUGUGGUGAGGACAAAAUCAGACGGGACUAAUGUCAUCUGCGUGUUGGGGGAGAAGAACCCCGCUGGGACCGUGCUCAUUGUCAGCAGAUUACCAGAUGAACCCAAAAAGUUUUCUUGUGAAACCCAAGAUCUGCAAACACUAAGAUGUAGCUGGAGCCCUGGACCAUUGUAUAACUUUUUUGGGAUUCUCAAAGUCACUUAUGUUCUACAAGAAUGGUUAUCCAUGAAAUCCUAUUCCUGCCAAAGAGAUCAUUGUGUUUUGCCGGUCAAGAUGAACCAGCAGACGUAUAACUUUACUUUGACGGCUAGAAACCGAUUAGGCGAGAGGAGCAUCAACUCUGUUGUGUAUCUAAACCAGAGAGUUCUACUUCUGGCUCCUUCCAGUUUAAGAGUGGAUCACGAGAACGCCUCCUCCAUUACAUUAUCCUGGUCCCUGAGGGCAGAUUACACGACCCUUGGGAUCCAGUGUCAGGUGGAUCUUCAGAAGACUCUGGUCAAUGUGACGAGUAGAGGAAAACGUCCAACCGAGAUAUACAAAGUCAGCCUCAGCGGAUUACAGCCGUAUACACAGUACAACCUGAGAGUGCGCUGUAUGGCAGAUUCAUCGCUGGCAGGGUGGAGUAACUGGACCAACAUUGUAGUCAGGACAAAUGAAGAUGCACCUACAGGAGCUUUGGAUGUUUGGAGACAUAUUGAAGAGGAUGAUGACGGACGGAUUGUGACCCUCUACUGGAGACCUUCCCCACAUUUUAAGGCCAAUGGAAAUAUCUCUCACUAUAAUAUAAAAAUCCGGCCACUUGAGGGCGCCCCUGAGGCAAGAGAGAGCAGCGUCUCAGGUGUGAAAAGCUUCUCAAUAUCUUUAGGUGAACAAGCGUAUUCUAUCAAUGUCACCGCCCACAAUAAAGCCGGAGGAUCGCCGCCUGCUGAGCUACGGAUCCCUGCGAAAGCUGCAAGUGGCACAGAGCAGACGGCUGCCGACCGAUCAUACGGCAAAGAUGGAGGAAUAUACAUAAUGUGGCAGCACAAGCGCAAUGUACACGGAUAUGUGGUGGAGUGGUGCUCCGUGCCCAGAUCUCCUCAUUGUGACCUUCAGUGGAAAAAGUACAACUCCUCAAUCCAGAGCGACGUCAUCAAAUCACGAACCUUCAGACCAGGAGUGAGAUACGAUUUCAGAAUUUACGGAUCCAUGGAAGAUGGAGAACACCUCCUGGAGAAGGCGGAGGGAUACACUAAGGAAAAUGUAUCUUCUGUGAAGCCAAAUGUGAAAAUUAGUAAGAUUGAAUCUCGGUCGAUUUUCUUGGACUGGUCACCGUAUCCAACCGAUGGGUCUCAGGAAGGAUUUAUUACUGGGUACAACGUUUAUGUGAAUGAUACAGAGAAGGACUGCGACCUGGACAAAGCUGAUGACUAUCCACAGCUAGGUCACUUUCGUUUGUGCAAAUUUUGUAUCAGAGAUCCAAAUAAAAUGCAGAUCACAAUCAACAAACUGAGACCAAAUGGAAAAUACGAGGUGGCUGUUGUGGCCAUCACCGGUGGAGGAGAGACCCCUGCAGAAUUUAGGAAGGCUUAUACCCCCACUGACACCGGGGCAGCGCUACGUUCCAUACUUGCCCCAGUCCUUACGGUGUUAGCGCUGGCACUAGCGCUACUAUUUAUAGGAUGCUGGAAGAGAACCUGGCUCAAGAGAAUGUGUUUUCCUGACAUUCCCGAUCCUAACAAGAGCAAAAUAUUUUCCUUCGAUGGGAAAAAGGGUUCAAUGAAUGGAAAUAUCCUACCAACCAUAAACCACGAACCCCAAUUGGUGGACGUUGUCAGCAUCCAGGAAAAAAGGCAACACGAAAUGAAUAAAGAAGUUGUUAUAUCCUCCGAACAUCAACAACAUGAGGCUUACACCAAAAUCCAGACAAGAGAAGGAAUCGGGCGUGACGAGGACUUCGGUGAGAGUUACGUUCCUUUUGACACCGAGAAAUCUUUGUAUCCAACCAUGAAGGAUCCAUUGUACAAUUCCCAGCCACUCUGCCUGGAAUUCUUCAACCAGACGUACACCAGCACCUCAGAAGACGUGAACGACAACAUACCGGGAUACAGACCCCAGCUAAAUAUCACGCAAGUACAGUGUCCGCCAUAUGUCGUGCAAUCUGUGAAGCCAGAGUCAGGACUCGAUAAUGACGAACCGGUCAUUUGCUUUAAUAGCCCCGAUUAUGGGAGCGAACCAAUGAGCCCGACCUCUGUGGAUUCAACAGCAUUCAUACUUGUUGACUGAUGGGAACUUUAUCUGGAUUGCAAGAUGGACGUCUGAAACACAUUGGGCAUUAAAUGCAAACCUCCGCUAAAUGUUGUCAUGGAGCUCAACAUUGGAAGCCUUUGACUCAUGUAUCAAACCUGAGAAAAAGUUGCCUUGUUCCCUAUAACAACCAGAGAACAUUUAACAUAUAAUUAUGUCCUGGGGCCAUUAAGGGGAGGGGUGGAGAGGGCUCAGAACUCAAACCUGCCCCAUACCCAGCAGACCCCAUUUUUCCUCUAAGACAGAAGCAUUUAAUAUCAGACAUGUAUGAUGUGUUAUUCUAAAAGAAAUCCUCAGUAUUCAGGUUAAUUGCAAUAAGUAAUGUAAUGUAUGAACACAGUGAUCCCACCAGCAGAAUAGUGAGUGCAGCUCUGGAGUAUGAUACAGGAUAUAACUCAGGAUCAGUACAGGAUAAGUAAUGUAAUGUAUGUACACGGUGACCUCACCAGCAGAAUAGUGAGUACAGCUCUGGAGUAUAAUACAGGAUAUAACUCAGGAUCAGUACAGGAUAAGUAAUGUAUGUACACAGUGACCUCACCAGCAGAAUAGUGAGUACAACUCUGGAGUAUAAUACACAAUGUACCUCAGGAUCAGUACAGGAUAAGUAAUGUAAUUUGACCUUGCAUUCACUGCAAUGGGUAAGCGAUGGCACCUAUUGUGCAAAAUUUAACUAUUGCAGUGAACACAAGGUCGUAUAACAUUACUGAUCGUGGAAGUAGCAGGUCACCUAAGGAAACUUUUAGAGUGGACUGACAUGAUGCUCCAGUACCCAGAUAGCCUGAUGUCAGUGAUGCCACCUCCGGUACUUUCUCCAUUCCUUGCUGCUCUGCUCCUCUUUGGCAACAUCAGCCCAUGUGAGGGAUAUGUUAAAGCAGACGUGUCUGCAUGUGGCACAUCUGCUACCAAGUACAAGUAAAAAGCCAUGGCUCUAAAAGUGGCAGAGAUGCAGUUAAAGUAGAGUUUUCUUAGGGGGCAGGCCAAAAGAGAUGCCCCCACAUGCCAUAGGUUUGCCAUCGCUGCCAUUUACAAAGCAGCAGUAUACAGAUAGAGCUGGAAGAGAUCUAAUAGGUGAUGUCAUCCCGUAGUUUACAGGAAGUCGCAGUUACAGAAUUGUAACCCACCAAGUGUGACAGCUGCUAUAACAUUCAUACUAUGGUAUGUCGUAUUUCACUCUAGGAGUAAUGGGAUCUGUGUUGUCAAAAAUACUUUGCUUAUGACUCACAUGUCCACCGAGUAAUAAAUUCAGACCGCUUGGAGAUCACUUAGGUAUUUUUAAAAACCUAUGAUGAGCGGAGUUACAAAAAUUUGCUGGGACGGAGGUAGAGAAGGUCCCAGUGCUGACCUGUAUUACUUCACAUUGUCAUUGGGCUAAAUCAAACAAUACUCGUAGAAGCUCGCUGCACACAGCAGAAAUGGGGGAAAUGUAUUAAAAAAUGUCUGUCUUUUGUGUUUGUGGCUUUAAAACGUUACUGCGUGUUUUCCUUCUUGUGGCGCAUGUCUCUGCGAAAUUUUGGCACAACUUCUGACUUCCAACAGGGACUUGGCUCAUUAGGGAAAGAAGCCUCCCGGAGUUACGCAAACGGUGUAGCUUCAAUAAGAGUUACGCAAAUUGUGUAACAUUUUCACUUUGGCUGUUUCCGACCACCUCCUGCGGCCACAGACAGGUGGGAGCUGUCUGGAAAACUGACACAGCAAGUGAGAAAACCCGGGGCUUCCGUUACUACGCAGUGCAUUUUCUGGUAAAAAUUAUACUGUUUCUUAAUUCUGUAGGUCCAUACUAUUAAAAUGAUACCCUACUUAUGUAGGUUUGAUUUUGUCGUACUUCUGGAAAAAAUCAUAACUACAUGCAGAAAAAUGUAUACGUUUAAAAUUGUCAUCUUUUGACACCUAUAACUUUAUUUUUCUGUGUACGGGCCGGUAUAGGGCUCAUUUUUGUAUUGAUCAGACUUUUUGAUAGCUUCUUAUUCAUUUUUUCAUUAUAUAAAAAGUGACCAAAAAUACGCUAUUUUGGACUUUUGAAUUUUUUUGCGUGUACGCCAUUGACCGUGUGAUUUAAUUAACUAUAUAUUUUUAUAGUUCGGACAUUUCCGCACGCGGCAAUACCACAUAUGUUUAUUUUUAUAUAAUUCACGGCAGGUCCCUGCUGCUAUCAGGAGCCAGGGACCCGCAGGUAAUGGCAGACAUCAGCGAUCGCGCCAAUGUCCGCCAUUAACCCCUCAGAUGUCGUGAUCAAUACAGAUCACGCCAUCUGCCGCAGUACAGCACUAAUGAAUGAUUGGAUUGCCCACAGCGCUGGGGAUCCGGUCAUCCAUAAUGGCUCUGGUUUGAGAUUGAGCAGACCAGAGCAGAAGAUCACCGAUAAUACUGAUCAGUGCUAUGUCCUAUGCAUAGCACUGUUCAGUAUCUGCAAUCAAGUGAUUGCAAUACAUAGUCUCUAUGGGGACAUAAAAAGUGUAAAUAGAUUAGUAAAAAAAAUGUAAAGAACAUUUUUUUUAAAUCCCCUCCCCCCAAUAAAAAUUUAAAAUGUCCCUUUUUCCCAUUUUACCCCCAAAAAGCGUAAAAAAGAAUUAAUAAACAUAUUUGGUAUCGCCGCGUGCGUAAAUGUCCGAACUAUCAAAAUAUAAUGUUAAUUAUCCCGUAUGGUGAACGACGUAAACUUAAAAAAAAAAAUCCAAAAUUGAUGCUUUCCUGCCACAUUUUAUUCCAAAAAUAAGUUAUAAAAAUGUGUUAUAAGUUUUAUAUAAGCAAAUGUGGUAUCAAAAAACAGAUCAUGGUGCAAAAAAUGAGCCCUCAUACCGCCACUUAUACGGGAAAAUGAAAAAGUUAAAAGUCGUCAAAAUAGAGGGAUUUUAAACGUACUUAUUUGGUUAAAUAAUACAAUAAUAGAAAAGUAUGCAAUCAUGGGUAUCAUUUUAAUCAUACUAACCCACAGAAUAAAGAAAACUUCAUUUUUUCAUGUAAAUUGUACAACGUGAAAACAAAACCUUCCAAAAUGUUUAAAAUUGCGUUUUUCUUUUCAAUUUCGUCACACAAAUAGUAUUUUUUUUGGGUUGCGCCAUACAUUUUAUGGUAAAAUGAGUUAUGUCAUUAUAAAGGACAACUGGUUGUGCAAAAAAUAAGCCUUCAUAAUUGUCUGUGGAUGAAAAUAUAAAAGAGUUGCGAUUUUUAGAAGGCGAGGCGGAAAAAACGAAAACGCAAAAAUAAAAUUGGCCUGAUCCUUAAGGCCAAAAUGAGCUUGGUCCUUAAGGGGUUAAGGGUAGGGUCACACAUAGAGCAUCAGCAGCGUAUUUAAUGCUGCGGAUGCGCUACUGACCGACUAGAGUGUGCUUCCUGUUUUGUCUGCUUGUAGCAGCAAUCUGCCUCUACACCAGGGGUCUCAAACUCAAAUUAUCUGGGGGCCACUGGAAGUAGCAGCUGGGUGAGGCUGGGCCGCAUGCGUCCCUCACAUAUAAUGCCCCCAUCAUGCGUCCCUUACAUAUAAUGCCCCCAUCAUGCGCCCCUUACAUAUAAUGCUCCCCUCGUCAUCCACCAGCAACUCCCACCCAUUCCCCCUACCCCUGUGUGGUAAUAGCAUGAGCUGAUGGAUGAUGGGGGUGCUACUUCUGGGGGUUCCCCACAUUAGGUAGGUAGUAGCAGGUUCCCCGCAUUAGGUAGUAGCAGGCUCCCCACAUUAGGUAGUAGCAGGCUCCCCACAUUAGGUAGAAGCAGGUUUCCCCCCCCCCCGACACACACACACAGACGGACAUCCACACAUGCACACAAACAGACACACUUAACUGUCCUGCGCUUCUCCUCUCCGGCCGCAGCCUGACGAGUGACGUCACUGACGUUUUCCUGUGCGGGUCUGCGGAGGGACGUCACAUGCACGACAUCCCUCAUCAGACUCGGGCCGGAGACCGGGAGGAGGAGGGCGGGGUAAGUGAAGCCUUCCAGCAUUUAGCGCUGCUUGCCCGAAGCAGGGCUAAAUGCCUGAAGAAGUUACCUGCCUGGCACCCGGAACUGCAUGUCCCAGGCGUCGGGCAAUACAAAUUACACAUACCUGGUGCAGGCCACAAACUUUCGUUCCGUGGGUGCAAAUGGCCCGUGGGCCGGGAGUUUGAGACCCCUGCUCUACACACAGUGAUUUGCGACAAUUCCGCCGCUGAAAUUGUUCAUUCUUUGAGCGGAAUUCUGCGUCAAUGGUGACGGCGCAGUGCUGCGCGGUCCUAGCACCGCCAACGGCUGCCAGGCUGAAUCUCCGCUCGCUGAAUUCUGCGAGCAAAGAUUCAGCAUGCAUUGCUCAGUGUAAACGCACCCUAACAGUAGACCAUCUCUACAUAAUCAUUCUAAGCCUAUAUUCCUUGGGGUCGUCAGUGUAUCAAUUUACAUGAACCAGUCAGGUCUGGAUAUUCUCAUUACCAGUCUGUGUCUAAGACUAAGACAUCAUGUUCUCUAGUAAAUAUGUAAAGAAAUAUUUUUUUAAAUAUUGUAUAUGUGCUGAACAUAAUUGUAUAUAUAUA
Hyla sarda is the source of this 7773-nucleotide messenger RNA. RefSeq names its product oncostatin M receptor (gene OSMR). NCBI's taxonomy places the organism in Eukaryota, Metazoa, Chordata, Amphibia, Anura, Hylidae. Gene Ontology annotation, cellular component: external side of plasma membrane. Gene Ontology annotation, molecular function: cytokine receptor activity; protein binding. The transcript has 18 exons. The record is from RefSeq and is a predicted model, not a curated record. Bases 380 to 3253 code for a protein of 957 amino acids. Gene Ontology annotation, biological process: cytokine-mediated signaling pathway.